Messenger RNA from Exophiala mesophila, 2057 nucleotides. RefSeq lists its product as uncharacterized. The record is from RefSeq and is a predicted model, not a curated record. NCBI's taxonomy places the organism in Eukaryota, Fungi, Ascomycota, Eurotiomycetes, Chaetothyriales, Herpotrichiellaceae. Bases 91 to 1956 code for a protein of 621 amino acids. Gene Ontology annotation, biological process: protein peptidyl-prolyl isomerization. Gene Ontology annotation, cellular component: catalytic step 2 spliceosome. The transcript has a single exon. Gene Ontology annotation, molecular function: peptidyl-prolyl cis-trans isomerase activity.
CAUACUCGCUACAAACCUAUAUCUUCGCAGGUGCAAUAUUCAACUGUCUAUCUUCUGCCAUGCCGAGAUUAAAAAUAUAAAUUCUUCGCCAUGUCGUCCCACUACACGACCGAACCUCCUCCUACUGCGACCGUCCUCCUCCACACUACCGCAGGCCCAUUGACAAUCUCUCUCUUCGCUACGCAAACACCAUUAACAUGUCGGAAUUUUCUACAACAUGUUCUCGAUGAAGACUACUCAGGAAAUCUGUUCCACCGAGUCGCGCCGGGGUUCGUGAUACAGACAGGCGACCCAACGGGCACAGGUGAGGGCGGAACGAAUAUAUACGAAGAUCGAGAAUUUGAAAACUAUGACGACGACUGGGCUAGGGUUAUGGGCCGUGAGAAGGGAGAGAAGAUCCGGUUCGGUGAUGAGAUUCACUCGAGAUUGAAGUUCAACCGACGAGGCCUGGUGGGUAUGGCUAAAGGUUCUGGGGAUGGUAGUGCAUCCGGGUAUGGAAGUCAGUUCUUCAUCACGCUGGCAGACUGCCGUGCUGAACUGGAUGGGAAAUGCACCAUGUUCGGCCGAGUCGAGGGUGAAGGUAUUUACAAUGUGGUCAAGGUCGCUGAGGGAGAAUUGGUCGAGGGGACCGAACGACCUCUCUAUCCCGAGAAGAUCCUCCGCGCGGAGAUAAUCGAGAUGCCCAAAGGUGAGGCCUGGCAAAAGAUGCGCAAGAGAGAAAAGAUCGAAAAGCGAGUGGUCGAGACGUCGAUUAAGAAGAAGGCUGUCAAGAAGAAGGCCGGCAAGGCUUUGUUGAGCUUUGGUGGAGACGACGAAGGCGACGACGGGCCCGGAGUCGCUGUCCGUCCAAAGAAAGCAAAGUUCAAUCCCAACCUGAUCGAGGGUGGAGGGGCUGAGGAAGACCGUCCAUCAAAGACCAACGGCAAGUCGCAAACUAAGGAGCCUGCCCCUAUAGAAAGGAAAAAGGCACCGCCCGCUCCACCAGUAGCCUCGACAUUACCGCAGAAACGAAAAGCCAGCCCAGAACCAACCAACAAAUCAUCCUCCGCAUCUCCCAUCCACCAUCGCAAGCCAUCUUUCCACGAUCCAACAACUCAACUACCACUCCGCAACCCAGAGUCACCGUCCCGCUCACCGACUCCGGUCGAAGACCGAAAAUCAGGGGCGAGAGCGUCAGCUUUGCAAGCCGAAAUCGAGGCGUUAAAAGCCUCGAUGCGUCGGAAUGUCACCACGACUAAGGACGAAAGCAAGCACAAAAAGUCGGCUUUGGAGUCCUUAAUACCAGCGACAAGCACACGAGGUCGAAAGCGGCCCCGGCCUGGGGAUUCCAACAAUAAAGAGGACACAAGUGCAUUGAAGAUGCUCAAAGCAUUCAAGGCUCGCCUAGAUGCUGCCGACCAAAGCCAACACAGCACAACCGUAUCAAAUUACGUGGCCCGCUCGAAAUCUACUGGUCAGAAACAGAAUCCUGCGGUUAGCAAGGCUGCCGAUGCCAAUGGCAAGAGUAGUUCGUCUACAGAUUCAUCUCUGCCAACUAAGUCGGGUGCCGCCAUAGAGGAAGAGCCGAAACCUGACAUGGACGACACGGAAGAAGCUACCCUGUGCGAUCUGCACUUCAUUGCAAACUGCCAGUCAUGCUCGUCCUGGGAUAAAGAGGCCAACUCAGGUCGAGCCCAAGACGGUGCGGACGGACUGCCUGGCAGCGAUGAUGAUUAUGAAGGAACACAGUGGAUGAGCCACUCGUUAUCAUUUGCCAAAGACCGCCUCGGCAAGGAUCUGACUUGGAAGAAAAAGAACGAAGAGGAACUCGUGGUGAUUGACCCGAGGGAGAAGGAAAGAAACCUUAAACACGCGAAACGGAAAGAUCGAGAUCGGGAACGAGAGAAGGAUAAAGAAAGAGGAAGACAGAACGGGUCGUCCAAAGGGAAAGGAAGGGCCAUGGAAGGUCGUUGGUGAGAGUGAGAAAAAGCGGACAUUGCAUAUGGCGAUUAAUAACAUGUCUUAAUGUCAUGCAUGAAUCAUGGAUGAUGAAUUAAAAUGCACAGACCCUACUCAAG